Chara braunii is the source of this 969-nucleotide messenger RNA. The record is from the annotation of a GenBank genome assembly. Lineage: Eukaryota; Viridiplantae; Streptophyta; Charophyceae; Charales; Characeae.
AGCCAGCGGUGGUGCUGCCAGAGCUUAUUCCCUUCCAGCCUCCCCGAUGAACCACUCCCAACUCUCCACUUUUGCCCUCCCAUCUCUCUUUCCCACCUUCUGGCAAUUUAGUCUCCACCCUCGUCCCUCCUUUUGCCUAGAGCCGCUCGCAGUCCCCCUUCUCGAUCCCGGGCAAUGAAGACUUUGGCACGAGCACUUCGUCGACCUUUCGGUGUGCCUGGUCGGGGUACGAAUCACGUGGACAAGGGACGAAGACCAUCGCGAGUGGAGCGAGUAUUUGGAGUGGCUGAUUAUCCAGUCCUGGAGAACGAACGUGGAGGGCGACUUCUCGGAUUCCUGUUCGGAUCGGUGCGGCCCAGUCACCGCCAACCGAUCGUCUUGGAGCUUACGGUCCCACUCGCGCAUCUAGUCGACGAUCUUCCCUUGGAGAUCGUCUCGCAAAGUGACGAGAGCCCGGUCCCGCACAUUCUCACGCGGACCCUGGCGCCGUAUCUUCAGUGGUCAGCGUGCCUAGAGGAGCCGGGAAAUGACCGCAACCCGCCAUCGCAGCGGGAUUAUCUGAGCCCCGGAGAGAUCAUCGAUCGCGCCUACUUCCGGGAUCGAACGACCACCGAGGACGAGGCGAUAGCGGCAGAAGAAGAAGCAGCCGAAGAAGAAGAAGAAGAAGAGGAGGGAGACGACGAGGAAGAAACUCCCGAAGAGGGGAGUUACAACGAGCACAGUGAAGGGGAACAAAGUGAGGAGGAAGAAGAAGAACAAGACGAUGAAGAGGAAGAGCUAGGGUCGGAGGAAUCGGAGUGGGAGGACACACCGGAAGAAGGAGAACAAGCGGGCGCGCAGGCGGAAGACCCCGACGCGGCACGCAAGAGAGAAGAGAUCGCGGCCGGAAAGCGAUAGCUGGAAUUCGCCAGCGAAGCCAAUCAGCAGCUCACCGACGAUCCGGCCCGAGAUCCAGAGCCGCCCAAGCCC